UUUUUUCUCUACAGAGUUCUUAAGAGGACGUUCCAAAACAACAGGGUCCAUUUCGUAUACCUUUAUUGACCAGGGUAGAGUUUAAACGUAUUUGAGAAAUGCCGGGAAGAAUCUGGGCAGCUGCGAAAGCAGUUGCCGCGGUGGCAUUCAGCGUUCAUGCUCUCUUUGGUGGAGCGAGUCAAGCUACCCCCGCUCCCAUCAGUCCCCGUUCGUCUCUCACAACCACGACGAGACCCCUUCGCCCUUAUCCCGGUAAUCGAACCAACUAUCCAUCGGGGCUCCCACGCAACGACAGCAGUUCUGCUAACCCAAACUAUGCCGCGGUUGCUCAGGGAAAUGUGACAGUGCUUAUGCCGUAUGACCGUGCCCAUAAUUCAUAUGCACCAGAUUUGAAACUAGCCCAGCAGGCAUGGGGGGAAGCCAAUAAUGUUUCCGUUCAUUGGAAGGAUUUUGGUCCGGAUGUUGACUAUGAUGCGUAUGUGCAGCGUGUUAUCCAGGCUUGUGCGAGUGGGGAGGAUGAUUUUGAUGUAAUUUGGGUUGAAGCAAGUUAUGUGGGAGUGUUGGCGGAUUGUUUGAUUGAUGUGUGGGCAUGGAGUGAUACUCUUGGAUCGGAUCAUAUUGGGGCGGUUGCAAGGGGUGGAGUCAUCAAGGAUCGUCUGGUCGCCCUUCCUGCUGAGCUUUCUUUUGGAAUACUUCUCUACAACAUGGACCUGCUUACUCGCUAUAACUAUUACUCCCCACCUGCUUCUGUCGCAGAAAUGGAGGAAAUGGCCGCACAGAUCCUCAUUGGAGAGAAGGUGAUGGAACAUCAAGCACUGUGCGGUUUGACUGGAGCCAUGUUUGGCGAACCACUGGCGUCUAUGGCUACAGAAUGGUUAGCUGGCAUCGGUGCCGCACUUGUCAACGACACAGGAGAUGUCACUAUCGCGACUACACCUGUUGCUGGCCUUUUCGCAAGUGUUAUCAAUUGGCUCCAAAGCGGUAUCCUUGACCAAGCUGAUGUAGGCACAGCUGAUAUGGACGCAGCCAUUGCGCGGUUUACCAACGGGAAUGCCAUUUUUCUCCGCACCACGACCUCGAUGCUACCUCAAAUUAUGAACACGUUGGAAUCUGCAUGGUUCGGAUGGGGUGUGGCACCUGUGCCUUCUCAGCUUGAGAACGGGUUAGGGGUUGGGACCAUUGACGGAUGGUUUACGGGUGUUUAUCGCCAUUCCAAAAAUCCUGCCGCCGCGCUACGAACCGUCGAAUGGUUAACAAGCGCAGAAUACCAGAAGCAAAAGAUUUUGAAAGUCGGUACAAGGAUGGUGGGGACGUUCCCUCAAUUCCUCCUUGACCGUCAGAUUUGCCAAGCGUAUGGCUCUGUUCGCGAUGUGUCUCUUUGUCUUAUUUAUUCGCAAGUCAACUUGGCCCGUCGUCCGAUUCCCCAAACUGGGGCCAAAUACCCCAACAUCUCUCUUACUUUCCAAAAAUUCCUAUUGAAUCUUUUGGAUGGCAACACAUAUAUCAUCACUGGACUGGAAAACCUCGACAAGUCACUCCGGACACAGCUGGAUCUCCCACCUAGAGAUUACAGCAUUAUACUGGACCCUGGCGUCAUUGGUCGACCAGGCAAAAUCAUUCCUCAAAAGGUUGGAACACAACUUGCGGGGUUAUUCUUGGUCGUCGGUGUAACUGCCUUGGUUGUCUUCCUUUACCGACGGAAGCAGCGGUUGGACCUCCAGUCAGAGUUACGGGCGUCUGCAGCGUCAGUGGUUGAAGCUGCAAGACAGGGUGGUGCCCCUACCGGGGAGUCUCAUGAGAUGGGGCAGGUAAAGGAGGAGAAAACGGCACGUAAAAGUAAGGGCAAGGAGAAAGAAGAAGAUCCAUAUGGAGAGAACACGUCAUUGAUUCAGAAAUCUGAGAAAAUAGAGAUUUGAGCGUUCAUUAGCGACUUACAGUGGAUAUGGGGUUAUUUUGGCAUUAGUUACAUGUAUCUGUCGUCAAAUAUCUACCUCGAUAUUAGUGAGGCCUUGUGUUAAAGAUGAAUCUUCCAUGUCGAGUCC
Molecule: messenger RNA, 2042 nt
Organism: Spizellomyces punctatus DAOM BR117
Lineage: Eukaryota; Fungi; Chytridiomycota; Chytridiomycetes; Spizellomycetales; Spizellomycetaceae
Exons: 4
Coding region: 99-1916 (605 amino acids)
Source: RefSeq, a predicted model, not a curated record